Messenger RNA from Coccidioides immitis RS, 1574 nucleotides. RefSeq lists its product as uncharacterized. Bases 1323 to 1517 code for a protein of 64 amino acids. The record is from RefSeq and is a predicted model, not a curated record. The transcript has 2 exons. Lineage: Eukaryota; Fungi; Ascomycota; Eurotiomycetes; Onygenales; Onygenaceae.
UUCUCUUCGUCGCCAUCUCUUUGUCCAGGAGGGGCGUGGGAGCGAUGCCUGGGUUCCCUUCAAGACCUUCACUUGCUCUUUGUGCCGUCUGCGGAAAUAUAUCGUCGUUCGUCGCCGGAAUCAGCCCUUUUUCGCCCAAUCCCUGAUCUGCAAGACCUCACCAAAGAAGCCGGCAGUGGCCGUUCCUGCGGUAUGAACGAGGGAGUCUUCCCCGUAGCACCAGGCGGGAGUGUGUGCUGCCGCCUGCAACCCACCGUCAAUAUUUUCCCUAAAGCGUCGUUCGUGGCCGGGAGUUUUCCUUCGCCUUCGACAAGUUUGACCCCGUCUCUGAUACCUCCGACCGUGCAUAUGAAUACCAGGGAUUAAGGAUUUAUUUUGUUGUGUUGAUAUUUCUUGUUGACAUUCACUGUUGUUGCUGAUCAAACAACCUCGCGGAGCCUGAAAGGGCAGACUCGGCUGUGAGUUUCUUAUAAAAUAUUCAUGGCCUUGCUGAAAAGGAGUAUGGCCUGGCAAAGUGUCUUUCUUUUCAUAUGUCUUUGCCCUCUAUAACAACAAAUGGUUAAAUAGAACCAUGUUGUGACAAGGGAAUCCCCUUUUAGUGUUUUCUCACAACCACCUCGUUGCCUUGAGGAAAAAGAAAACACGAGACUGUUCUUGUGCGAAGAUCGAGAUUCGGUUCCGGCUGCACAGCAAAUUUGAUUUGUUGACCGAGUGUUCUUGAUGCCAGGUAUAUAAGAACUUGAAACGGCAAGAACGCCCGUUUAGUUGAAACAAGAAAAAGGGUCUGCCGUCGCCGUGAUUCGAACGCAAACCUCGCGAAAGAUCGAAACUGGGAACGACGGGGGUUAUGCCGUUGCGCCACCAGGCCAAUUUAGGAAGUUGACGCGCCUGACUUUCAGCCCGAUACCUCACGUGGGCUACCCAGCCGAUGAAGACGAACCCUCGCCCUGCGAGCCAAAGACGUCGACAACAGCGUCUACGUCGCCCUGAUAGGAGAAUCAAGUUGAUAAACGGGUUCUACGAGGCCUGUACAGCAACUGACGAUAAUUUUCGGGGUAUUCUGGGGCUCGUUACGUGAGUAAGGGGGGUGAAUAGCUUGUAGGCGGUCCGCCAUAUGUUAAGUUCCUUCGAGUCCUGGUGUCACUCCCCGGCCUGGCCUAGUUGGAUAACGCGUGAGAUCCAGCUUACAGUACCGAGGUACCGCGGUUACGUUGUAACGCCCCAAUGGCAGUAUGUGCCUCUAGGUGUCACAGAAAGGGUUGCAGUGUAGAAACCGAUCGCUUCUGGUGCUGAGUUUCAUAAUGACUUGAGCCCAGCUCGUCAUGAACUUUUUGUCAUUCUGGUUAAUAUUAUCUUUAUCUCUUGUUUUUGUAUUCUUUAUGGCAUGGGAUGCAUUAGGAUUGCUGGAAGACUCGAAAACAGAAUGCGAUAUAGUGUACUUCGCCGCGAAGUACCUCGCCAUGUACCUCAAUUUUGGACGUCGCCGUGUUGCAUUCAGAAUCAGCCGUUUGCGUUGAUGCUGGUAAAAUGCUCCCCCUAUAAUUCGAGUCUACUUUUUCCUGGAAUAAUUUCCU